Drosophila busckii is the source of this 762-nucleotide messenger RNA. It is a transcript of the gene Bug22, whose product is annotated as cilia- and flagella-associated protein 20. Gene Ontology annotation, cellular component: ciliary basal body; motile cilium. Bases 1 to 600 code for a protein of 199 amino acids. The record is from RefSeq and is a predicted model, not a curated record. Gene Ontology annotation, biological process: regulation of cilium beat frequency involved in ciliary motility; positive regulation of cell motility; cilium assembly. Lineage: Eukaryota; Metazoa; Arthropoda; Insecta; Diptera; Drosophilidae. The transcript is spliced from 2 exons.
AUGUUCAAAAACACGUUUCAGUCAGGGUUUUUGUCAAUACUUUAUAGCAUUGGUUCCAAGCCCUUGCAACUGUGGGACAAGAAGGUACGCAAUGGACACAUUAAGCGCAUCACCGACAAUGACAUCCAAAGUCUGGUGCUUGAAAUUGUGGGCACCAAUGUAAGCACAACGUUCAUAACAUGUCCGGCGGAUCCAAAGAAGACGUUGGGCAUAAAGUUGCCAUUUCUGGUGAUGAUUAUUAAGAAUAUGAAAAAGUACUUUACCUUCGAAGUUCAAGUUCUAGAUGAUAAGAAUGUGCGACGGCGGUUUCGUGCCAGCAACUAUCAAUCGACCACACGGGUGAAGCCAUUUAUUUGCACAAUGCCGAUGCGUUUGGACGAAGGGUGGAAUCAAAUCCAAUUCAAUCUAUCGGACUUUACACGCCGCGCCUACGGCACCAACUAUGUGGAGACGCUGCGUGUGCAAAUUCAUGCCAAUUGUCGAAUACGACGCGUAUAUUUCUCGGAUCGUUUAUAUUCGGAGGAUGAGCUACCGCCAGAAUUCAAGUUAUUCCUACCCAUACAAAAGCCAGUGCAGAAAGCGACGGCCAUAUGCAGCUAGUUGUCCACCACCAAAAUACAUCAUUAUCAACUCAAGAUGAUUUUUAGCAGAUGCACGCGAGUCUACAUAAAUUCACAUGCAAGCCGGCAUAAGUAUUUAUUAACAUUUUAUGUCCAAUCUAUACGCUUUAUUCAAAACUUUGCAAUAAAAAAUUCAAAACAU